UGGGGGCACUGGUGGGACUGGAGACGGGGAAGACGGGAAGGACUGAGGGACACUGAAGGAACUGGGAAUACUGGGAGCACGGGGGGACACUGGGAAGCAGUGGGGCAACUGGUAGGCACUGGGAGGACUGGGGCCGCCAGGGGGCGCUGUGGAGCAUCGGUGGGCGUGGCUCGCAGUGUACAGUGACGUCAGUAUUCAGCGCCCACCCGUGACGUCAUUCGCGCGCCGCCGGAGCCGCGAUGGCGGCGCAGGGGGGGGAGGAGGAGGAGGCGCCGGUACCUCCCCAGAAGCGCUUUUACCGCCAGCGCGCGCACUCGAACCCGCUGGCAGAUCACACCCUGCGCUACCCCCCCCGGCCGCAGGACAUGGACUGGGCCUCGCUGUUCCCGGCGUUUUUCCCGCCCGACGCCCCCCCCGGGACUCCCCCGGCCCGCGUGGAGUUCGCAGACGUGGGGUGCGGGUACGGGGGGCUGCUCGUGGCCCUGGCAGAGCUGUUCCCCCAGACCCUGGCCCUGGGGCUGGAGCUCCGAGGGAAGGUGGCCGCGUUCACGCGGGCGCGGCUCCGGGCGCUCCGGGCGGCCCGGCCCGGCCACUUCGGCAAUGUGGCCUGUGUGAGGGGCAACGCCAUGAAACACCUGCCCCACUUCUUCCACAGGGCACAGCUCUCCAAGUUGUUUUUCCUGUUCCCCGACCCCCAUUUCAAGCGCACGAAGCACAAGUGGAGAAUCAUCAGCCCCGCGAUGCUGGCAGAGUACGGCUUCGUGCUGCGGCCUGGGGGCCUGGUGUACACGGUGACAGAUGUCCCUGAGCUGCACCAGUGGAUGCUGCAUCAUUUCGGGGAGCACCCCCUGUUCGAGCCCCUGCCCCCUGCCCAGCUGGCCACGGACCCGCUGCUGCCGCUGCUGCCGGCGGUGACGGAGGAGGGGCAGCGGGCCCAGCGGGCCGGGCGGCCCCCCCGCACCGCCGUGUUCCGCCGCCGCCACGACCCCCCCCCGGGGGGGCCCUGAGGGGCCGGGGGGGGCCGGACCCCCGCGAGCCCCCGGGGACCCUCC
Messenger RNA from Corapipo altera (White-ruffed manakin), 1052 nucleotides. RefSeq names its product tRNA (guanine-N(7)-)-methyltransferase-like. Gene Ontology annotation, cellular component: tRNA methyltransferase complex. The record is from RefSeq and is a predicted model, not a curated record. Gene Ontology annotation, molecular function: tRNA (guanine(46)-N7)-methyltransferase activity. Gene Ontology annotation, biological process: RNA (guanine-N7)-methylation; tRNA methylation. The coding region runs from base 240 to 1007 and encodes 255 amino acids. The transcript is spliced from 6 exons. Lineage: Eukaryota; Metazoa; Chordata; Aves; Passeriformes; Pipridae.